Molecule: messenger RNA, 1015 nt
Organism: Callorhinus ursinus (northern fur seal)
Lineage: Eukaryota; Metazoa; Chordata; Mammalia; Carnivora; Otariidae
Source: RefSeq, a predicted model, not a curated record
AUGGCGCCAUCGCCCAGGACCAGCAGCCGGCAAGAUGCGACCGCCCUGCCCAGCAUGUCCUCAACUUUUUGGGCGUUCAUGAUCCUGGCCAGCCUGCUCAUCGCCUACUGCAGUCAGCUGGCUGCCGGCACAUGUGAGAUUGUGACCCUGGACCGGGACAGCAGCCAGCCUCGGAGGACGAUCGCCCGGCAGACGGCUCGCUGUGCCUGCAGGAAGGGGCAGAUCGCGGGCACCACGAGAGCCCGGCCCGCCUGCGUGGACGCUCGAAUCAUCAAGACAAAGCAGUGGUGUGACAUGCUCCCGUGUCUGGAGGGCGAAGGCUGUGACCUGCUGAUCAACCGGUCAGGCUGGACGUGCACACAGCCCGGCGGGCGGAUAAAGACCACCACGGUCUCCUGACAAACGCAGCCCCAGAGGGGCCCCGGGAGUGGCCACACCUCAGCCACGGUCCUCUGUCUGCCGUGGACUCCACCUGUUGUCCGCUCUCUGCCCGCCCUCCGUCUCUCUGUAGCCCGCCCGUCAAGGACGGCCCACUUCCUUGGCGUCCUGAGCUGAGCGUGUCCGCCACAGCGAGGAGUCUGGCCUGGGCCACACAGCGGGGGCCACGCUGGGCAUCUGUGGCAGCCUGGCUUCACCCGCCCUCCCUGGCCGCGGCCUGGGCUGUGCUCUCCGAGGAGGACGAGGUGGCAGCCACAGGGGCGACCACCCAGCCAGCCCGGGAGAGGAGGACAGCGCCGGGCCCAGGGGAGCACGGGCCCUCGGGCUCAGAAGAGGCCUCUCCUCGCCCCCCAGACUGUGCGAAUCACUUUUAUUUUCGUACCCUUUCAGUAUACCCAAUAGACCAAAGAGCAAAAUCUAUUUUAACUUGGACUCGCCCUCACCGUCAGAGUCCCUGGGUUCGCCGGGGGGACGCGGGGGCAGAGACAUGCCGGCGGCCCCGGUGGGACGCGGAGGGCGGCCCCAGCACAGGUGUCACCACCACGAACACUGCGGGGCGCACUGAGAGGGGCCGAGC